AUGGAAAAGAUGCUGCUAACCAUCUUGUCUACUCAUAUCAUCACCUGGAAGAGGAAUCAUACCGUGGAAUCACAUCCAAUAUCAUCCAACAUGUUCGAAACCACAAGAUGCAUCCAAUCCACGGUUGGUCGCUCGUCCAAUCAGUGCGCGUCGAUCAGUCCACGUCACGCCCAAGUGCUGAGUAAUCCAAAGUAUUUAAUGGCCGAUCAUUGCUUUAUCCUCAUAGUUAAGCUCACCCUUAUAUCUAAGGAGAAGUCAGUCAUGGUCGCGUCAACAUUGGACUACACGGUCAUAGAUGCAUUUACCCCAGAGCGUUUCCGCGGAAACCCUGCUGCCAUCAUUCUUUUGGAAGAGGCAACUUACCCGGAUGAUAGCUUCCUGCAGAAAAUUGGCAGGGAGUUCAAUCUUUCCGAAACCGCUUUCCUGAUAAAACACGCAACCUCCAGUCCGGAUUCUCCUUCAUUCCACAUUCGCUGGUUCACACCUACCGUGGAGAUUGCCCUUUGUGGUCAUGCGACACUCGCCUCGGCUCACUUCCUUUAUACAAAAAUCCUAGUUCCGAGAUCUGUCCCAAUUUCGUUCCACACAAAAAGUGGCAUUGUGACCGCCGGCCCGAGCGCUAAUAAUGGGAAGAUAGAGCUGGAUUUUCCAGCAGAGCCGCCAGUCGAAAGUUCCGAAGCGGACUGGGAAAUUGUCAGGACUGUUUUUGGACUGGACCGUUCCGAUCUCAUCUUUGUAGGUAGGAGCAGGCUGGAUGUGCUCGUGGAAGUGAGCGAAGCAGUCAAUAUCGAGGAAGUCAAAGUGGAUUUCCUAGCGUUGGCCACCCUCAAAACCCGGGGUCUGAUAGUUACUCGUGCAGCACCAGUAUCUUACAAGGACUUCCACUUCAUUUCCCGAGUCUUUUCUGCAGAUACUGGUAUUCCAGAAGAUCCAGUGACUGGAUCAGCUCAUUGCACCUUAGCGGUCCAUUGGUCUAAGAAGCUUGGGAAAGCGAACCAGCCUUUAGCUGCUUAUCAGGCUAGUGCAAGAGGAGGUAUUCUCGAAGUUACAUGGGUGCAAGAAAAGGGGCGGGUUAAGUUGGUAGGAGAUGCGGUAGUUGUAGCGGAGGGGAAACUGUUCUUGGCAUAGGGUUCAAUUUGACCGUACACACUGGAUCGCAUGCUUCUCCCUCCAGCCUUGCGGCACUGAUAAAUCAACAUUAUAUGGUGGCUCGUUUUUCAUCAUAUAAGUCAUCAUCGCUGUCAAGAACUAUUACAUCAUCGGCCUCCUGUUCAUCUUCUUCACUCCGAUAAUCCGCAUUCUCUUCGGUAACAUUGUGAUCUUGAACCUGGCCGUAUUUGCCUACGGCCACGUCCCGUAUCUGCGAUUCUCGUUGCUUGGGUGACAUUCCCUCAUUUUCGUCUUCCUGAAC
Messenger RNA from Spizellomyces punctatus DAOM BR117, 1411 nucleotides. Its product is annotated as phenazine biosynthesis protein PhzF family protein. Gene Ontology annotation, cellular component: cytoplasm. The record is from RefSeq and is a predicted model, not a curated record. The transcript has 5 exons. Gene Ontology annotation, molecular function: isomerase activity. The coding region runs from base 1 to 1128 and encodes 375 amino acids. Lineage: Eukaryota; Fungi; Chytridiomycota; Chytridiomycetes; Spizellomycetales; Spizellomycetaceae. Gene Ontology annotation, biological process: biosynthetic process.